AUGAUUUAUAGAAAUACUAAGAAUCAAUUUAGCGCUACGAAAAACUAAUUUCAAUUAAUCCCAAAGAUUAUAAAGCUUGGUGUAACAAAGGUAAUAUUUCAAUAUAUUAUUGUAUAGGUUCGUCAUUAAAGAAAAUUCCAGAAAUACUAAGAAGCUAUUGACUGUUUUGACAAAGCAGUUUCAAUUAAUCCCAUACUUGAUUAAACUUUGAGUAAUAAAGAUAAAUUUAAAUAUAAUUUAAGCUUGGCACUACAUAAGUUAAAGAAAUAUGCAGAUGCAAUUCUAUGUUUUGAUUAAGCUAUUUCAACCUUAAAGAUUGAGAUGCAAAGGUACAUAAUUCUGAGUUAUAUUUCAAUUUAGCUGA
Molecule: messenger RNA, 364 nt
Organism: Paramecium octaurelia
Lineage: Eukaryota; Ciliophora; Oligohymenophorea; Peniculida; Parameciidae
Source: the annotation of a GenBank genome assembly